Phymastichus coffea is the source of this 1030-nucleotide messenger RNA. It is a transcript of the gene Etfb, whose product is annotated as electron transfer flavoprotein subunit beta. Gene Ontology annotation, molecular function: electron transfer activity. The record is from RefSeq and is a predicted model, not a curated record. The coding region runs from base 97 to 858 and encodes 253 amino acids. Lineage: Eukaryota; Metazoa; Arthropoda; Insecta; Hymenoptera; Eulophidae. Gene Ontology annotation, cellular component: cytosol. The transcript is spliced from 3 exons.
CGUCUCAUAUAUCAACCACUUGCGGACCAAAUCCCCAGGCAGAGAUAGUCUUAUAAAUUUGCUUAAGACUCCAUUUUCCUUCUCCAAAUUAAAAACAUGGCUCGUGUUCUUGUUGGAGUGAAAAGAGUCAUCGAUUAUGCUGUAAAAAUUAGAGUCAAGCCAGAUAAAUCUGGCGUUAUGACCGAUGGAGUGAAACAUUCGAUGAAUCCGUUCGACGAGAUCGCGAUCGAGGAAGCGGUGCGUAUGAAAGAAAAAAAAUUGGCCGCUGAAGUAAUUGCUGUUAGCUGUGGUCCAGCACAGUCUCAAGAAACUUUAAGGACUGCUCUCGCUAUGGGAGCCGAUAGAGGCAUUCAUGUGGAAGUCUCUGGGCCAGAGUAUGAAACUUUGCAGCCAAUUCAUGUGUCAAAAAUUUUAGCUAAACUGGCCAAGGAUGAGAAAGCAGAUCUGGUAAUUCUGGGAAAGCAAGCCAUCGACGACGACUGUAAUCAGACUGCUGCGAUGACUGGUGGAGUUUUGCGCUGGCCCACUGCCACUUCUUGCAGUAAGAUUGAACAUGGCCAAGGAGAAUUGACAGUGACUCGAGAAAUCGAUGGCGGUUUGGAAGUCAUCAAAGUCAAAACUCCAGCUGUACUGAGUGCUGAUCUACGUCUAAAUGAGCCUAGAUAUGCAACUUUGCCGAAUAUCAUGAAAGCUAAAAAAAAGCCAAUGAAAAAAGUCACUCCUAAAGACUUGGGAGUUGACAUCAGUCCAAGGAUUGAAGUUCUGACUGUUGAAGAUCCACCAGUCAGACAAGCUGGUUCAAUUGUUCCAGAUGUUGACACUCUAGUCACCAAAUUGAAAGAAAGUGGACAUAUUUAGUAAAGAAAUAAAAAUUGUAGAUAAAAGAAAUAUAAAUCAUUUGUGAGGUACACUAAAUCCUUGCUUGUUUAUUAUAAAAUGUAUCAUAAUUGAAUAACAGUUUUGUACAUUUGUUGACAUAUUUUAAUAACUGUUAUAUUUUUAUAUAGGUAAUAAAUUUGUAUACAUAUUG